AUGAAGUAUAGAGAUUUUGGGAUUUCGUCCUUUGGCGCUGUCAUUAUGGAGAUUCUGAGCUUUCUUCGUUUCGAACCUGUCAUCUAUAGUAUGAAGAUUCUGGUUGUCAUUUGUGGAAACUUCAGGUUUAGCUUCGCUGAAACAGAUAUAUUGCUUGGUAUUUUUAUUGGGGCCUUCGUCGCUUGUCUUGAUGUUAUAAGAUAA
This is a messenger RNA of Dentiscutata erythropus, 204 nucleotides long. The record is from the annotation of a GenBank genome assembly. NCBI's taxonomy places the organism in Eukaryota, Fungi, Glomeromycota, Glomeromycetes, Diversisporales, Gigasporaceae.